Molecule: messenger RNA, 641 nt
Organism: Staurois parvus
Lineage: Eukaryota; Metazoa; Chordata; Amphibia; Anura; Ranidae
Source: the annotation of a GenBank genome assembly
GGCAUCUGUGACAGCUGGGUGCCCACUGCGCAUGCGUGAGCAGCGCUGCGCUUUGUUCGCAGUGUCUGGUCAUGCCCUGUACUGUCUGCAGUCUCUGGUCAUCCCCUGUACUGUCUGCAGUCUGGUCAUCUGUACUGUCCACAGUCUCUGGUCAUCUCCUGUACUGUCUGCAGUCUCUGUUCAUCUCCUGUACUGUCCGCAGUCUCUGUUCAUCCCCUGUACUGUCCGCAGUCUCUGGUCAUCAUGUGUCCGCAGUCUCUGGUCAUCACCUUUACUGUGUCCGCAGUCUCUGGUCAUCACCUGUACUAUGUCCGCAGUCUCUGGUCCAUCUUCUGUACUAUGUCCGCAGUCUCUGGUCAUCUCCUGUACUAUGUCCGCAGUCUCUGGUCCUUCUCCUGCACUGUGUCCGCAGUGUUUGGUCAUCUCUUGUACUGUCUGCAGUCUCUGGUCAUCUCCUGUAUUGUAUCUGCAGUCUCUGGUCAUCGCCUGUACUAUGUCUGCAGUCCAUUGGUUCAGAAUAUUUUUUUUCUUGUUUUUCUCCUCUAAAACCUAGUCGCGUCUUAUGGUCAGGUGCGUCUUAUUGAGCGAAAAAUAUGGUAUAUUAUAUUAUACCGUGUGAACACAUGUCCCACGAUUCAUCU